Messenger RNA from Penicillium paradoxum, 960 nucleotides. RefSeq lists its product as uncharacterized. The transcript is spliced from 2 exons. The record is from RefSeq and is a predicted model, not a curated record. The coding region runs from base 1 to 960 and encodes 319 amino acids. NCBI's taxonomy places the organism in Eukaryota, Fungi, Ascomycota, Eurotiomycetes, Eurotiales, Aspergillaceae.
AUGACUUGGCACCAGGAUCACGGCUUCUAUAAGUGCCACAUCCAGGGGAAGGUGGUCGCCAUCUCUGCGGAAAAUUACCACUUCAUUUCACUUGGCUAUCCUCAGCGCAUGAUGCAGUCUUCUUCAUCCGAACCACAGAGGAUAGAUGAAACUCCCGAACCUAUCAAAGAACAAAACAUCGAGGCUCAAAAUAUUGUCCUGCAUUCCGACACAGACUUAUCUGAUGACUUUGUAUCGGACCUGACUGAUCCCUCAACUGGGUCCGAUGUUUCAGAUCAGACUCUAGCUUUUCAUCACGGAGCCUCGUAUGCUCCUCAGAAGAUUCGAGCUGGGAUACUAUUUCCUAUCCACCUGGGCACCCAACCUGGUCGCCCGACUUCCCACGAGGAGGAUUUUGCCUGUGAAAUAGAUUUUCCGUUCGCCAGCAGUUCUUACCAACCGAAAUACAGUUUGACUGGUUUUAAUAUAUCAACUCACAUUGGUGAGAGCAGUGAGGCAAGCGUGGAUGUCCGUGCUGGGUCUCCAACCGAGACAGGCAGUUCUAACAGCAAAAGUCCAAUCACCAGCGAGGAAAGCUUUAUUUCUCGGACCCAAUCCCCAACAAAGAACCAUGGCGCCAAUUCCCGUAUCGCUAUCGCUGGUACUGAGCCCAAAACCUCCUCUCGCAAAGUUCGACAGCCGAUAUACUCCGCGCGAGAGAUCUCUGAAGGCCCAUCUUUUAUCAAGGCCCUAAUUCAAGCAGGCACGCCUUGGGAGAAACAAGAGCAACUGUACGCAGCGGAGUUUGGCGUUGCUCGUACCCAGACUGGUGUCCUCCAAAGGUUCAACUUGAACGAUAUGAAAUCUGGUGACUUUGAGCCAGCUGCAUUCAAGAAGCCUGCUCGAAAAGUCAAAUCUCGGGUACGAGAUUUCUCAGCCUCACUCACUCCAUUCUCUCCUCAUCGGCCAGUCCUUAGCUGA